UUUGUCACCGAGACCGAGUGAUGUAACAGUGUGUCCAUCGCAGAAACGCAUCCAGCGUUUGGUCCCACCAAUUCAACAUAAAGUUAGUCAAGUUUUGCGCGGAUGGUGGGAAACGUAUUUUUCUCUCUGUGCAAUCAGCAAUCAAACAUCGAUAUCGUCAUGUUCAAAUACGUCGUCUUCGCAGCCCUCGUGGCCAUCGCUCUCGCCGCCCCCGAACCUAAAGCAAAAGCAGGAAUCCUCGCCGCCGCCCCCGUCGUCGCCGCACCGGCACUCGCCUACUCCUCGCCGAUCGUAAGCGCUGCAUAUGCCAGUCCAUAUGCUUACUCUGCUUACUCUCCUUACGCUGCUUACCCAGCUUACUCCGCUUAUUCAGCGUACUCCGCUCCGAUCGUCAGCUACUACUAAAAUGACUACUGUGAAACAAACUACGAACCAUUAAGAAAAUUAUAAUAAAAAAGAAAUAAAUGAAUUAUUGA
Molecule: messenger RNA, 476 nt
Organism: Nicrophorus vespilloides
Lineage: Eukaryota; Metazoa; Arthropoda; Insecta; Coleoptera; Silphidae
Product: pupal cuticle protein C1B-like
Exons: 4
Coding region: 103-405 (100 amino acids)
Source: RefSeq, a predicted model, not a curated record